Molecule: messenger RNA, 4641 nt
Organism: Strongylocentrotus purpuratus (purple sea urchin)
Lineage: Eukaryota; Metazoa; Echinodermata; Echinoidea; Camarodonta; Strongylocentrotidae
Product: inhibitor of growth protein 4
Exons: 8
Coding region: 90-830 (246 amino acids)
Biological process (GO): regulation of DNA-templated transcription
Cellular component (GO): nucleus
Source: RefSeq, a predicted model, not a curated record
AUCCGAAAACACAAUGUUAAUCAGUCACGUGACACCCGGCGUAGAAAACUCGGCUAGGGUUUUAUUACGCGGGAACGCAUUUGACAACCAUGGCCACAGCAUUAUAUCUCGAGCAGUACCUCGACAGUAUUGAAAAUCUUCCUUUUGAACUGCAGAGGAACUUCACUUUGAUGAGAGAUUUAGACCAGAGAACACAAGAGCUUGCCAAGAGCAUAGACGAAGACACAGUGAACUACUUGAAGACUGUGAAGGAUCUGAAGCCUGAGCAGAGAGCGGAGAGACUGAAGAAGAUCAACCAUUCUUUCACAAAGAGCAGGGAAUAUGGCGACGACAAAGUUCAGCUCGCUAUGCAGACGUAUGAAAUGGUUGAUAAGCAUAUACGACGGUUAGAUGCAGACUUGGCAAGAUUUGAGCAGGAGCUAAAAGAGAGAACGCUGGAACAGGCCUCACCCGUCGAAGGCAGAGAAAAAAAAAAAAAAGGAGCUGAAAAAUCUGCGAAGAAACUGAAGAAAGCUGGAAGAUCGUCUGAUGAUGAAACACCAAAGACUUCACGGAAGAAGAUGAAGACCUCCGCUGUCGAACCUGUUGUAACUCCCAUCCUAACGUUACCAUCAGUCAUCAACUCACCUUCAGACGUCCUUGACAUGCCAGUCGACCCCAACGAGCCAACGUAUUGCUUAUGUCAUCAAGUUUCCUACGGCGAGAUGAUUGGUUGUGAUAACCCAGAUUGUCCGAUCGAGUGGUUCCAUUUUGCAUGCGUUGGUCUGGUCACGAAACCGAAAGGAAAAUGGUUUUGUCCGAAGUGCUCACCGGAGAAAAAAAAGAAAUAACGUCAGCUGCAAUAUUCUUAUUUAUUUUUUUCCAUUUUUGACUAUCUGUAAAUAAAUUGUAAAUAUACAAAGAUGAAAUAUUGAGGCUUAUUAGCAAAAUAUUAUUAUUAGUAUAAGUUACUAUAGCUUAUUUGGUGUCGAGACAAGUCAUGAAUAGUCUAUGCAAGCUGCACGUAUGUAUACAUGUAUCAAGAAAGCUGGAGUCUAGAGAAUGUUGAGAUAGAUGUUGGGAGCACACAGAAAAGGGUUCGAAGUGGUAGUAAUGAUGUCACAUAGGAUAGUAAGGAUGAUGUCACAAAGGGUCACGCAUAUGGUAGAUUGCUCAAAUUUGUUUUCCUGUGCUAGAGUCUCUUGAACUGUUCGUCCAGAAACUGACUAAAACCUAUUGCUUAGAUGCACUCUCAAGCUAUCCUAGAUAUUGAUUAGUUAGAUCUCCAAUAUAAUAUAAACAUAGUGUUAAUCAAUUUAUUCUUCCUUUGCUAGAGUUUAUUUUCUGGAGCAAUAGAUCGAAACCUGUCAUUUCGAAGCACUCUCAAGUUAUCCUAGAUAUCUGUUCGUUCUACGAGACCUCUUAGCUAGGGUAGUGUUAAAGGGAUUGAUGAUUUGAAUACAAGUCAAGGAUCAACAGAUAUUCGUUGAUCAUUUAUGAAUUAACAAUGCAGAAGUGUCUAUAGGAUGAUUCUGCAAAAUGUGUCCUGUACAGCAUAUGACUUUUUCCAUUUAUUCUUUUAAAAAUAGAAAAUCUUGUGACAUGACCGAGGAAUAACAUUAGUGAUAACCGAAAGAAUCAUUCUUUGGUGGUCGUAUCAUGAGAUUUUCUUUUUUUAAUCAAAUAAAUGGAUAGAAGUGGUAUGUUAUAUCAAGACACAUCGCAUAUAAUUACCCUAUGUUGGAUGCCAUUUUAGUCUGCUUACUCAAAGUUCUCACACAGGAGCCAUGUUAUUGUAGUCAAACAAAAAAGUAGGUCAUGUGGAGAGAUGUCAGAGUUUCAUUAUGGGAGUUUACCGGUACAUGCUUCUCAGAAGAAAAAAAACUGUAGUUAGACCAUUUGAUAGUAUGUUCAGAUCUUCUCAUGAAAGGGAUAAUAUACACAAAGAAUUGCUUGUAAGGAAUAUGCAAACAGGAAAGAGCUUUAGUUAGAGUGUUAGUAUUUCAUAUUUAGUAAUCAAGUUGGUAUGUUUAUAUUAUAGUCAAACCUGUUUAUAGCAACCGCCCAAGGGAAACACAAAAAGCGGUCUUUCUAGACAGGUUCCAUUAGUACAUGUUUCAAUGAGAAACCAUUUUCAAGGGAAACAAAAAUCUGCUUGUUGUAGACAGGUGGUCACUAAGGCAGGCUUGACUGUACAAUGUUCUUUUGGAAGGGUUACAUUCACUGAAGAAUUAAAAAGUGAUGUUUUUAAAAUGCAGCUAUGUGAUUUAGUUAGCAUUAAAUGAGGAUUAACUUUCAGUGAGUUUAUGGUUAUAUAUUAUCAAAAGUGUCAAUAUGUUCUACAGUUCAUUUGUUAAUGAGUAAUUAUAUUGAGGUGUAUUUAGAGAAGUUAAGAAGGUGAUAAGAGGAAUAAGGGGAAUCAUACCACUCCAAUUGGAAGCAGAAAACAGAAGCAGACUGGUGAAAGUUUGAGCAAAAUCUGACAAAUAUUAAGAGAGUUAUGAAUAUUUAAAACAAAUUUUUCCCCAUUUUUUCCAACACACAAAAAUGUUAAUUUAUAAAUGUAUGACUCAGGAGGGUCCUUUCCUUUUAGAGGACCUAUAAUAUUAAGCUGUUCAUAAUAUAUUUUGAGUAGUACCCCAAGUAACCAAAUUGCCAACUUAAGAUGUGCAUAUGUUUAGUGAUUUUAAUCAUUCAUAACUGCUGUUAUCGGUCUGAUUUAUUUAAAACUUCUGCCAUUCUGUUUCUUUUAUUCUUCUGCUUUCAUACAAAUAAACUUAUUUUGAACAUUGUUUAGUUGUCCUUCAACAAUGGUAAAAGAGGAUUUCCUUUGAAGUUGAGAGAUUAUUUCUCCAUCUGUUUGAAAGUACAUUACUGGUAUAAGUUAUCCUGUGUGCUUGCCAUUAGAAAUAUUAUCUUUUCAUCCUAUGUACUUAUUUUAAAAUGCCCUCUUCAUCUUGACUAUUGCCCACCUGAGAAUGUUUUAAGGGAGGUACUAACCAUGUAAUAGCUAUGAUAAUGGCAUGUAUGCUUAGUUGAAGAUUUUGAUUCAUGACUCAUGUGUGUAUUGUAAAAAUGACCAAAUUAAUUGUCUUUUUUAUUGUGACUCUGAUGGAAGGGGGAGGCCUCUUUUUUUAAAAAAGUAGAUCAUUAAUUUCUGAUCUUUACCGAUGCAUAACAAAAAGAAAUAGAUUUUUUGAAAAAAAUCUGUGAAUUAAGUGAUAUUUUGUCCGUAUUUUAACCAUUCCAGUCAAAUGUUAAAUGUACCCCUUUGUAUGAAUUCCAUAUUGAACAUAUUUUCAAACUGAUUGCUUUGUUAAUUAAGUUGCUAUCCCAUUAAUGCAGUAUUUUGGUUAUAACCGUGUAAAUCUUGGGGGAAGAGAAGCAUGGACUUAAUAAUAAUAAUAAGGAUAAACGAUACUUGAUAAAUUUACACUUUUCGGUCCCUAUAUGCUUCAGAAAUUUUUUUAAAAAAAAGAUAUAGAAUUAGGCAAUAAUAUGAAAAAUGCUUACGGUACUUAUUAUACUGUUGACUUAUUUUUAUUAAUUUAUUAAUAAUUUUGGUUAACUCAAAGAGGUGACCAUCGGUCUUUUCAAUGCACCUUGGUCAUCUGUUGAAGUUGCAAAAAAUUUCUACUCAGAAUUAAAGUGCUGAAACAGCACCAAAUACUUGUACCUUAGGAGUUUCUUGUUGCGUUAUUGAGAGUUCACUUGUGAUUGCAUUGUUCGCAACUAUAUCAUCUGUUAAGAGGAAUUCCCUGUAUUUUUGUCUGUUUGGAGCUCUAUUAACUUAAAUGCUUACCGUAUCUCGCUCCAAACAGACGGUAUAUAAAGUAAUUUUUUUUUUCUGAAUGAAAUUAAGUAAUCAUUAUUCAUUAUAGAUUGUCAAAGAUAAUUGGGUUUAAAUCAUGUAUCUAUCAUGCAACCACUGGGAAUCAAAUCAUCUUGAAAGUCAAAUUUGUAAUUUUGCCUUGUUUUACUUGUAGUUUUGGAAAGUUUAGUUUUGACAGAUUUAUUCUUGUAACCCUGUAGACACAUGCUCAAAAUGCCAUGGCUAGUUGAAUAAACCAGUUUGUAGAUAAUACCUGGGGUACGGUCAGAUAAAGGUCAUUUGUACAAAAUUUUAAAUAAAAGUUAUGUAAUCAUUUUUCUUUUAUGCAAAGACAAUACAUUCUAUGGUACACAGGUAGAAUUUUUCCUCUCAAGAGGGCAAAUGAAAGGUAUUCAAAUAGCACCUCCAUGUCAACAUUUUGACAGUGAUUAUUCUAAAAUGCACAAAGUGGGACUUUGAUUCAUUUGUACUCUGUAUAGUUUAUGCAUGUUUCUCUCCCUAACCUGUAACUACCAGCCAUUUCAUUCACCUGCUUUGAAUGAUGGCAUCUCUAUGGGUGGAUUCCACUGUUCGUACAUUAGUCGUUGCUAUGUCAGGGAAGCGUUGGCAAUCAUUUUAGUUGUCAAGAGAAACUAUAAAAAUAUGCAUACAAUUAGUAAAUGAGUUUGUCAAACUAGGGUUACUUGGGCUGUCUUUAAGAAUACAAGCCAUAGAAUAACCACAUCUAUCUGUCAUGAGCCACGAAUGCGCAUUGAAGGGAGUGAAAGUAACGGUGUGUGUGGAGGAUUUAUCUUAAUGUUGAUGUUCUCAUUAAAAUGAGCUAUAGUAUA